Molecule: messenger RNA, 645 nt
Organism: Thermochaetoides thermophila DSM 1495
Lineage: Eukaryota; Fungi; Ascomycota; Sordariomycetes; Sordariales; Chaetomiaceae
Product: ras-like protein
Exons: 4
Coding region: 1-645 (214 amino acids)
Biological process (GO): signal transduction
Cellular component (GO): plasma membrane
Molecular function (GO): GTP binding; GTPase activity; GDP binding
Source: RefSeq, a predicted model, not a curated record
AUGGCUUCGAAGUUUACGAGAGAAUACAAGCUGGUCGUGGUCGGCGGUGGUGGUGUCGGCAAGUCGUGUCUCACCAUCCAGCUGAUCCAGAGCCAUUUCGUCGACGAAUACGACCCGACUAUUGAGGACUCGUAUCGCAAGCAGUGUAUUAUCGACGACGAGGUGGCGCUGCUGGACGUGCUCGACACGGCCGGCCAGGAGGAGUACUCUGCGAUGCGCGAACAGUACAUGCGCACGGGCGAGGGCUUCCUGCUCGUCUACUCCAUCACAUCGCGCGAGAGCUUCGAGGAGAUCCGCACCUUCCAGCAGCAGAUCUUACGCGUCAAGGACAAGGACGCUUUUCCCAUGGUUGUUGUCGGCAACAAGCUCGACUUGGCUGCCGAUCGGAAGGUGUCAUAUGAGGAGGGCAAGGCGCUCGCGGACGAGUUCAAGUGCAAGUUCCUCGAGACAUCGGCCAAGACCAACACCAACGUCGAGCAGGCCUUCUACGAGGUAGUGCGCGCCAUCCGGAGGUACAACCGCGAGAUGCAGGGCGGCCCGGCCUCCGGGAGUGGGCUAUCACAUAACAGCGGCGGCAUGGGCAAGAUGGACAUGGCUGAUGACAGCGCCGAGGCUGGGUGCUGCGCCAAAUGUGUGCUGAUGUGA